Messenger RNA from Laccaria bicolor S238N-H82, 876 nucleotides. RefSeq lists its product as uncharacterized. Gene Ontology annotation, molecular function: peptidyl-prolyl cis-trans isomerase activity. The record is from RefSeq and is a predicted model, not a curated record. The transcript has 8 exons. The coding region runs from base 1 to 876 and encodes 291 amino acids. Lineage: Eukaryota; Fungi; Basidiomycota; Agaricomycetes; Agaricales; Hydnangiaceae.
AUGCCUGGUGUAUGGUCCAUGCGAUUGCGUGCAGGAGAAGUGCAAUCGGUCUAUUUUGCAAAGGAUCUCAGAAUCACGAAUUUUGCACUUGGUCCUGAUGUUAAGGAUCUCGCUGGAAGAUCAGUCGUGCAACUCUGUUUCGAGAGAGAAGAUCAAGAAGAGGUCGAAGUAGUUCCUAUCUGCGCGUUGACGCCUUACAAGAGUGAGCACUUCUCCACCUGCAUAGAACUGGAUGCUGGUAAAGAAUAUGCCUUCGAAGUUGUCGGUGACAAUGAUGUCCACCUAAUCGGAAACUAUAUUGGUGAUCAUUCAACUGGACCUCAAGUCACACCCUUCGAAGCGCCAAAAAGUGUAAAAGCCAGCAGUAUUCUCGCGCCUCAACCUGUCUUGGCAUCAACUGCUCACGAAGACAGCUCUCGGUCAAUCCAUGAUAACAAAGAUCUGCCGGCAGUUGUAGAUAAAGACCCAUUUAAGAUGGAUGGUAGCCCGGAUUCAACCCCUCACCCAAUUGUCAUAGAGGAGAUAGUUGGACAAGGUGAACUCAUUACUCAUGGCAGUCGCGUCGUUUUGUAUCACAUGUGCAAGUUACACCCUGGGGAUAUUACACUUGAUCGAAGCACGACUGCAGAUGGACCUCCGUUAGAAGUCACUGUCGGGUUGGGGCACAUCCCGAAGGCUUGGGACCAACGCAUUAUUGGUAUGAAUGAUGGUGGCAGUCGUGUCAUCGAUAUCCCACCUCACUUAAUCAACAUGGAUGAAUGGGAAAAGCAUCUCACUGGGCAGGGUUGUCACGAGGGUGUUCAGCGACUUUCGGAAGUCAAUCCUCAAAAAGCACAUAUCAUCGUUCGUACAGCAGUUUUCAAACAAAGCGAAUGA